Messenger RNA from Musca domestica (house fly), 4833 nucleotides. RefSeq lists its product as uncharacterized. The transcript has 9 exons. The record is from RefSeq and is a predicted model, not a curated record. NCBI's taxonomy places the organism in Eukaryota, Metazoa, Arthropoda, Insecta, Diptera, Muscidae. The coding region runs from base 713 to 4120 and encodes 1135 amino acids. Gene Ontology annotation, cellular component: plasma membrane.
GAGUGGCGCGUUGGUCUGUUCGAUUUGUGUGCGAAUCUGGAUUACGGUUUAACAAAUGGACACACUGCCAAAACAUAACGUAUGACUACAGAGUCCGCUUUAACAAAACAAACGAAAAACAAAAAUAAAAACAAGAAGAGAAGCUUUCUCAUCGGACGGACGGACGACUGGGGCUGUGUUGCUUCGGUUUUUAUUUGGUUUCCUUCUUUUGUUUUCGUCCUUCUUCUUCUUGUUCUUCUUCCGUUUGCUUCGUUCGUUUACUACCACUGCUGCCCGACAAGAUUGUAUCACUCGUCUGUCGCGUCGUAUGUUCCGUUUGUUAUGAUGAUGAUGAUGAUGACGAUGUUAAUGCUGAUGUGAUUUUAGUUUCAGUCAUCAAAUAAAGUUUGAGCUCGUCGGUUCGCUUUUGCUAACGGUCCGCGGAUGAAUUGCGCAAUCACAGUUGGAAAAUCGGUGCGUUCAUUUUCCAGUCGUGGCAUUCAAUCGAAAGUGAAUUUUUGUGCACCAACAAAUUAAUAUAUGUACAUUAUGUAUGCAAUUUUAGUUUGAAAAGUGACAAUUGUAUCGAACAAAACGGAACUGCAAGAAAAACAAAGACACAAACAAUACGGUCUUGUCAAGCAGCCACAAAUUGGAUUUGUUGUUGUUCUCUUUAAGUAACUGACAAAGAAGUAAGUAAACAAGAGAGAUUACCCGGAUAAACGCAACAAUUAUGAUGUUUAAACGUACGACGACAUCAACAAAAACAAAAACGACAGCAACACCAACACCAAUGCCAAUGCUAACGUCAAGCUCAAGCUCCAGCUCAACUAUGAAAAGAAAAUUGUCAUCCUCGUCGAGAUUGUCGUUGUCGUCUUCAACUCGGUUAUUAUUGCCAUUGUGGCAAAAUAUCAAUUUUAAUAAAUCCAAUGACAUAACAAUAACAAAAACAACAACAACAAUACCACAACCAAACAACAUAAAAAAUGAGUGUAUAUAUAAAGCAACAACAUCAGCAAGAAAACCACCAACAUCAUCUCGGCCAUUGUCACCGCCAACGACUUGUGCUCAUGGAGAACUCCAACAUAAUACGAACACUAACAACAGCAAAGUAGCUCGAAUCGACAACAGCAAACAAUAUUAUAGCCAACUAGCAGCCGUUGAAUGGAACGGCGACAGCAACAGCAACACCAAAAGCAACAGCACCAUCACCACCAGUAUCGGCAACAAUUUCAACAUCACUGCCAACAACAUAAAAGCUUGUAAACAUAACGACAGCAGUAGCAGCAGCUGCAGCCGUCGCAGCAGGAAAGGACACAUCAAUAGUUCUCCGUGCUGUUGGCAGCGGUCAUUGUUGGGUGCUUCCUCCACUUGGAUAUUUUGCCUUUGGCUAUGGAUUGCAAUAUCGUCAUUGGUAUUUGUCCAAUGUAUACCAUCACCAUCUUCGUCAAUACAACAGCCGCAAAAACGAGGUGGUGGGUCUGUUGACAUCUCCAAGGAUCAGUGCAACAAAACCGUCGAUAUCUUCGAAGAUGUAAGUUCGCCCGAAGUGAAUCACAUAAAUGUGGGCCGGCCCCUGACCUGCUGGUAUCGAUUUCGAACGUUAAAAGGUGCACCCAGAGAUUUCGUUUUACGGCUGCGUUUCAAGAAAUUUAAGGUUGGAACUCUCUUAAAUGCAACACAUUGUGAAGGUGGCUAUCUGCAGAUUGUUGAUGGCAAUGCCAAAACGGAUGUGUCAAAUCGUCGAGAGCCGGGUAUGUUCUGUGGCGAAGCGGAGCAGCCGCAAACAUUUAUCAGUGAGACGAGCUAUGUGAAGGUUAUGUUUCAUACGGAUAACUUUACGGAUCAGACUUACUUUACAUUUGAUUCUCGGGCCGAGCAACAAACUGAGGUCUACCCCCGCUAUGGUCCACAUCCGGAAUUGUAUCCCAAUCGCCGGGGGGAAGUUGUACAGGGAUCGUAUUGUGAACGAGAAUAUCGUGACUGCCGCCUACAGACCUGUUACGUUCAAUCACCUGCCUAUCCCGGCCUAUAUCCCAGAGCCUUGAACUGCCGCUACAAACUGCACACACGCCAGCCUUAUAUAAAAUUGUAUUUGCAGAACGAACAGUUUGCGGUCGAUGGUCAAAGAUGCGAAAAUGUCAUGACCUGUCCCAUUCGCCACAUUGGUUCCGGCAACGAGCAUUGUCCCUACGACUGGUUGGCUGUCUACGAUGGACGCGAUGAACAUUCACCGCUGAUUGGUAAAUUCUGUGGCCUAGGAAAAUUCCCCUUUAGUAUUAUAGGCACUUCACAAUACAUGUACGUUGAGUUCGUUACAUCACCUGCUGGACCUCUGCUCAACACUGGCUUCCACUUCAAUGUUGGCAAUUGGCCAGGUCAUGUCGAAACGGCUGGCAUCAAACACGGCAUAUGCGAUUGGCUGCUAAGUUCUGACUCGCUCAAAGAUAGCAGUGCCAGUGAGGGUAUAUUCCUGAGCAUAGCCCACUGGUAUCCGCCAAACACCUCAUGCAGUUAUCACAUCAAAGGACGAGCUGGUGAAAUAGUGCGUCUAUAUUUUCCAAGUUUCCGCAUAAAUCGCAUUGAAUCGCCCAUUUUGAAAUACGAUGAAGAUUGUGGAGAAUCUUUGACCAUCUAUGAUUCCGAUCGUGCCGAUCCAGCUCGAAUCAUUAAGACAUUUUGUGAUACCUUCUCCAGGCCAAUGGAAAAGGUGGACUUCGUCAGCACCAGUCCCUCGCUUUUUGUGCAGUUUGAAUCGAAAACUGGCUCCUAUAGUGGCUCAUCGCUUUACUUCUGGGCCCACUAUGACUUCUUCAACAACACCCGCUUUGGAGAUCCUGUCCCUAAUACUCUGUGCGAUGAAGUUAUGUACGCCUGGAAACAUCCGGGAGGAAAGAUUCGUUCGCCAAUGAAUUCAUUGAUAUUCAAGCGGACUGGCGGUUCGGAUGUCAGAUGCCAAUAUAAAUUUGUAACCGAUCGUCGGCUAUAUGCCCGGGCUGUUAUCGAAGUCAGUUCGGUAAUGUUCAAGGAAUUGCCCUACAACAACAAUGCCUGCACGCGCUGCCAUGAGGAGCGAGUAGAUAAGCUGGUUAUUUGGGAGGAGCGUGAGAAAUUCCAAAACAAUUUGGCCUGCUUCUGUGACAAUAUACCAAGACCGGUGCGAGUCAUCUCCUCAGCGGAUCAAAUGAACUUGGAAAUGAUUGUACAGGGCCAACAUGCCAUAACUUCGUACUUCAAGAAUCCCAAUCCCCUGUUUGAGGCUUCGUAUGAAUUUGCCCAUGGUCCGUUGUGUGGGCCCAUUACUUUGGGUCCCUCGCCGGAUGGCGAAUUGGUAUAUCCCUACAAAAAGGCAUUGGCCCUGGUGACGGGCCCCAUGGCUGCCCAGCCGGAACAUCACUAUAGGCGAGAGAAAUGCAUCUGGGAACUAAAGGUGGCCUCCCAAAGGGAUCUUUGGCUCAAUUUGGAAAAGGCACGUUUUGGUGAUCGCACCUGCGACAGCGCCAAGAUUGAGGUUUACUUGGCUGGACGAUUGGAACCACGAUUUAUUAUAUGCCCCGAAAACGUAUCCUUGGCUCGGGAUUUACCCAUACUCUCAACUGCCGAUUUGGGAGCUUUGGGUUCGGACCAAGAACCAUUGCCGGUACUCAUACAAUACACCGGAGAUGGCCAACCAGGCAAGAACAUUUUCCGUUUGGUGUGGACCGAAUUAUUCCAUUUGCCACGUAACCCGGAUGGCAGCCUGGCUGCUUCACUGCUACAGGACAAUGAGUGUAGCUUCAAGUGCCCUGGUAAUCCGAAUAUUUGCCUGCCUCAACGUUUCGUCUGCGAUGGCAUACAAAAUUGUCCCAAUGUCAGCCACACCACCUCCCAACUGGAAGACCUUACCCAGCAUUUGCAAUGGAAUUUGGAGCAACUGGAUUUGUGGCACAUUCACAAGGACCAGCCACAGCAUUUGAGCAGUAAACUCCUAGACGACGAGUCGGCUAUUUUGUGUGUGAAGAAGUACCAGCGCCGGGCCAUGACUGUUGGAGAAAUUGCCUUCUUUUCCGCCAUUCUAGUAUCGAUAAUCGUUUUAAUAGUUCUCAUAUUACGUUUGAUGUGUCGAGGGUCCAAGCACAAGGAAGCGACGAGUAGUUAUUGAAAAGCAAGAGAGGGAGAAUGAGAGAGAGUUAUCUUGAGAGAGAGAGAAACGAAAAAUAAGCAGACACUUGUCAUUUACACGAAUUUGUUGAACUUUUCUUGAAAAAAAACCCAAAAAAAAGAACUAUACAAACACAAAGAAAAGAAAAUAAAUACACACACAUACACCAACACCUUCUUAUACACAACUAAUAAAGUUAUUUAGUAAAUAGUUUGAAUUGAAUUGAAACAAUAGCAAUUAUACUAUUAAAACAAAUCGGGGAAAUAAAACGCAAAACUCUAAAAAUCCAACCCGACAUUAUCCUACAAAAAUGGAAUUUUGAAUUUUUAAUGUAAUUUUUGUUAUUCUUUAAACAAAACAAGAUACUGCCUUUGUUUGCCACCAGAAAAUAAAAUAAGAUUUCCCUUUUUAAGAAACAAGGUCUAAGGCGAAGUGAGAAGGCGCCAGCCAAUACCAGACCACGAAAUAUUAACUUUUAAAAAGUUAAAAGUAAUUAUUAAUUAAUUUACAAUAAUCAAUGUCUGUCUUUAAAAAACUCAAAGAUUUUUCACUUCACCCAGCAAACAAUUUCAAGAACAGAACGUGAUGUGAGUGUGGAGUAGUAGACACCACAGUACCCGCUCAGAAGACAAAAUCCAAUAAAUGAAAUCAAUACAAUAGAUAACAAGCAACAAAUAAACUUUAAUGAAAAGAAAAAAAGACGAAAAUGAAAA